This is a messenger RNA of Triticum aestivum (bread wheat), 1448 nucleotides long. RefSeq lists its product as uncharacterized. The record is from RefSeq and is a predicted model, not a curated record. NCBI's taxonomy places the organism in Eukaryota, Viridiplantae, Streptophyta, Magnoliopsida, Poales, Poaceae. Bases 549 to 1325 code for a protein of 258 amino acids. The transcript has 3 exons.
GUCUUUCUACUUCUCGGCCUGCCCGCCUCGUGCCGCUGACAUGCCAACCCUCUGCGCUUCGCCCUUCAUUUAGAGGCAAUAGCACCCCAGGUCCAUAAACUUGCACCGAAUGUGAUGUUUUAGUUCAAAACUUGCAAAAUGUGACUGAGGACUCCACAAACUUGACACCCUAUAUGGUGUUUUGGUCCACAGCCACUCACAGCGUGCCAUGUGGCAGUCCAGAGGGUGGACCGGUCAGCUCUGGCAAUUUUGCACAAAGGCCCCUGCCGUUCACUCUAUUCAACCCGCAGUUCUUACAGUUGUUGGCCCCGUUCCACACCCCACCUACCGUUGCUGUUCUGUUCCCCCACCCUACACCUACUGUUGUUGUCCCCCUUUCGCCUCCCUGUUCCCCAUUCCCCAUCCUCUCGCUCUCCCUCUUCCUCUCGCUCUCCCUCUUCCUCUCGCUCUCCCUCUUCCUCUCGCUCUCCCUCUCCCUCUGUCGCCGGCAGCCAGGCCCCUCCCCCACCACCUCCUUUGAACCUUGAACAUUUGCAUAGCUCGUGGCCAUGGUUUCCUGGAGCGAUUCUGGCAGUUCGUCCGACGCUGAGUCAGUCAGCAGCGAAGUGCAGUUACCUGCCACCAUCUUGUGCUUGGAAUGGAGCGGCCUGGCCACAGAUCUGAGUUCAAGAUGUGAGCAUGAAUGUGUGUGUCAGAAGCUGGUGGCAUUUGAUUCAGUGGAUAGUGGGAGGAGAUUCUUAGCUUGUGCACAGAAGAACAUACCUAAAUGCAGCUAUCUGGAGUGGGUUGAUCCUGAGUGGCCUGCCCCUUUGAAGAUGAGCCUAGCUAGGAUCUGGGGCAUGUAUGAAGAUGAGAACAAGCUGAGGCUCAAGGACAAUGUGGUUCAUGCUCAAGAGAAUGUUAGGGUUGUGAGAGAGAAGGAAAAGAUGGAAAGAGACUUGAGGUUUUUUAAGGUUGGUUUUGCUCAAAUGGUGGCUGAGAAGGAGCAAGCUCUGGCCCAGCUAGGCAACACACAACUUGCUCUGACUGACAUGAAGGAAGAUCUUGAUAAGAAGAAGAUUUCUGAUAAAUCAUUCACAACCAUUCAUCAAGUUGUCAGGGCCAAGGCAGAGAAAGAGAGGGACCUAAUAAAGCAGGAGAGGGACAACAUCAUGAAAGAGAGGGACAAUCUGGUGCAAGAGAGGGACAACCUGGUGCUGGAGAGGAAUGUGCUGAAGCAAGAGGAGAAGAAGUUAGAGUACAUGAUUGGUGAUCUUUUCAAACAUAAGGAAGACACCAAGGGCAAGAUAAGGAAGCUGAAAGAGAUGCUUGAAGAAUUUGAAUGAUGGUGUAAUGUAAUCAUUAGUACCAGGUCCAGUAUGACCUUGCUUAGUAGCAGGUCAAGUAUGACCUUGCACUUGGAAUUCCAGACUUAUUUGUAUUAAGUAAUUUGACUAAUUUGUGUACUG